Solanum stenotomum is the source of this 1697-nucleotide messenger RNA. Its product is annotated as ribosomal RNA small subunit methyltransferase, mitochondrial. Gene Ontology annotation, cellular component: mitochondrial matrix. The record is from RefSeq and is a predicted model, not a curated record. Gene Ontology annotation, molecular function: rRNA (adenine-N6,N6-)-dimethyltransferase activity. Lineage: Eukaryota; Viridiplantae; Streptophyta; Magnoliopsida; Solanales; Solanaceae. The transcript has 2 exons. Gene Ontology annotation, biological process: rRNA methylation. Bases 55 to 1221 code for a protein of 388 amino acids.
GCUGAUGAAAUCCCCCGCUGAAAUUGAGAAAUCUCUUCAACUGAAAUUUUCAAAAUGCUUGAUCGUAUCAAAAUUUUGUCGAGCAAACUAAUCAUUAGCCAACAUUUUCUCCGGCGAAGUUUUCGUACGAAGUCGACUCGCCGUUUCAACAAUGUCAAAGAUGAAGAUGAAGAAUAUAACAAAGUCCGAAGAAAAACUGAAAAUGAAGAAGCACAAAUUUAUUUGCUUAAGGGUAGAGGUCAACAUCUUCUCAUGAAUCCUCGAGUCCUUAAUUCCAUUGUCCAAAAGUCCAACAUACUUCCAACUGAUACCGUUCUAGAAAUUGGACCAGGCACCGGGAAUCUCACCCUGAAGCUGCUAGAAGUCGCCCAAAAAGUCAUAGCCAUCGAAAUUGACAAACGUAUGGUAGAGAUUCUUCACAAGCGCGUCUCUGAACGAGGACUUCAAGACCGUUUAACUGUUAUAUGCCAAGAUGCUUUAAAGACUGAGUUUCCACAGUUUGAUCUUAUGGUUGCCAACAUCCCUUAUGGAAUUUCCUCGCCUCUGGUUGCUAAAUUAGUUUACGGAAAGAACUCAUACAGGAGUGGGACACUAUUGUUGCAGAAAGAAUUUGCUAGGAGGCUAUUGGCAAAUCCAGGGGAUUCAGAGUUUAAUAGAUUAGCUGUGAACGUGAAGCUGGUGGCUGACGUAGAGUUUGUCAUGAAUGUGAGCAAGAAGGACUUUUUGCCAUGUCCAAAGGUUGAUUCUUCUGUUGUGAUGAUAUAUCCUAAAACUGAAAUUCCAGAGGUGGACUAUGAAGAAUGGUGUGCGUUUACGAGAACUUGCUUCACCAAGAAAAAUAAAACAUUGGGUGCAAUCUUUAAGCAGAAAAGAAUGUUGGUGGAGUUAAUGAAGCUGCAAGAAACCAAAGGAGAUGAAGAGAAUAAUACAUUGUACAGUGAUUAUCAUGUUAAUGAUAUCGAAGAUGAAGACGGGCUGAGCAAUGAAGACAAUGUUAAUUUCUCUCCCGUUAUGGGGAAGGACCUAAAUUUGUUUAGAGAGAUAAUCAAUGACAUUUUAAGAUCCGGUGGAUUUGAAGAUAAGAGGCCUUCAAAGCUCUCCCACAAGGAGCUACUGGACUUGCUUUCUUUAUUCAAUCGAGCUAGGAUACGUUUUCAUGGUCAAGUAAAUCUCAAGGAUGAAAGUGAUGCCGAACUUGCUUCUACAUUUGGUCCAUUAUAGAGCCUUAAUGCACCUAUGCUUGUGUAAAUACAUGCACUCAUGCAGCAUGGUUUCUUACCUCAUUUUCAUAAAUGGAAAUUUAACCAACUUCAUUGAUCUAGCCAUAGGCGCAGAUUAUCAAUUUUUUGCAAGAAUUUUGCAGGACACGGCACUUCACCCUCAGAAGGUUCAUACUUUGAAGGUGAUUGAUUGGUCUGUGCCUCUUAGACAUAUCAUGACUACUGGAUUCUGGGCACAAACUUUAUGUUUCCUUCAAUUAAAUUCGAUUGGUGGAAUGCCAAAUGGAACCUCAUAAGGUGUUGUUGUUUAAUCUUAUUUAGCAGAUGGAUUGACUCCACUGGAGCCCAAUUUUGAGUUGUGCAUUAGGGAAAUGAGUUUUGGAGCCUUGAGACAGUUUAUUGGACUCGUUUCCAAAAUCCUUCUUUCAGGCCUAAGAGUAUUCAUUCGUUUGCUAGCACCUUGUUGGCCUCCUCUUC